Molecule: messenger RNA, 1310 nt
Organism: Neltuma alba
Lineage: Eukaryota; Viridiplantae; Streptophyta; Magnoliopsida; Fabales; Fabaceae
Exons: 9
Coding region: 76-990 (304 amino acids)
Source: RefSeq, a predicted model, not a curated record
GCUCUAUUGAGCUCUGUAAGCAAGCUCCUACUUUUGUCGAGCAGGUGGUGGGCAUAUCACUAACAUCGAGAAACCAUGAAAUCCCGCACUUUGUCAUUGGCAGAGAAGUGCAAGAAUAUAUUGGCAUCAAACUGGCAAGGUUAUCUCAAUACCAUCAAAGCAGAUGUCAAAGGAAGCAAGAGUGGUAUCUAUACAUCGAAAGUUAAGUACAUAAUCAGGAGAGGGAAGCCAUACAUUUGGGUACCGGAAAACGAUUUACAUAAUGUGAAUGCAAUGAUUGAUGAGCGUGGUUCUUUUGCUGUGACCACUCCUUUUCCAGGCCCCCUAGGUGGCUUACUUAAAUCAUUGAAAAAGUCACCAGCACGGGUUGCUUUAGUUGGGGAUGUUGUUCCACUUAAUGAAGAUAAGGCUAAAUCUCUUGCAGAAAAACUUGAGCAAGUUGUAAUGUCUGAGCCAAAAGCAAUGAAGGACUUCAGUUAUGUUGUUUCUGGUGUCCUAAGCUCUAGUCUUAGCCGUGCAUCGCGAAGUGAUAGUCUUCAAGAAAUAUUGGGAGAUGUAGAAAGAUAUUCGGUGUAUAAAUUUGAAAUGAGCUCAUGCACAUAUAUUGAUGGCCAUGGAGGAACUUUUGAAGUGAAUGUUGAAGAUUUGAACACAUUCAAAGCUGAUCCAUUGGCAUCAUUUUCAGCGAAGCUCAUUGAUGGGAUUAACCAAAGCGAUGCUAGGCGUAGAGCUCUUGUGCUUUUCUGUUUGGUCUACAUGAAUGCCCUUGUAAAGGAUGCAUACGUAACAUCAGUGGACCGCAAGGGAUUCAGUGUGCUUGGAAAGCUUCCUGAUCCUGUUUUGGAGGAUGGCAGUGGUCACUACAAUUGGAAAGAAUACAGGUUUAUGUUAAAGGAAGAAGCGAGUGAUGUUGAAUCAUUUUGUCGUCAACUAGUUGAAAUGGAAGAGGAGACCAUCAAAAAGGUUUCAAGCUUCAGUGGACUAACAUGAACAAGGGUGGCUUUAUCCCAGCAAAAGAAACAAAAGUGGACACUCUUUCAUUAAUCAUAUUCAUUUGUGGUCAAAUUUCUUUCACGCCCUUGUAUCAGAUAUACUCAUGGAAGCCACAUGAGGGAAUUGUAAAUCCUGAGUAUUGAGGGAUAUUAAUUAUCAUGCUGUGUAUGUUUUGUACUGUCACAGACCAGUUGAAGCUGUAGAAGGGACUCGUAGUGCCACCUCGCCUCCUUACGGGGGAGUUCGUGGAUGCACUAGAGGCGAAAGGGGCUAAAAUAAUAGAUUUUGGUGAUGAGGAUAAUUUUUUAUUCAUAAGG